This is a messenger RNA of Cinclus cinclus, 1467 nucleotides long. RefSeq names its product syntrophin alpha 1 (gene SNTA1). Gene Ontology annotation, cellular component: dystrophin-associated glycoprotein complex; neuromuscular junction; sarcolemma. Lineage: Eukaryota; Metazoa; Chordata; Aves; Passeriformes; Cinclidae. The coding region runs from base 1 to 1467 and encodes 488 amino acids. The transcript has 8 exons. The record is from RefSeq and is a predicted model, not a curated record. Gene Ontology annotation, molecular function: structural molecule activity; protein binding.
AUGGCGGCGGGCAGGCGCGCUCCGCGCACCGGGCUGCUGGAGCUGCGCGGCCCCAGCGGGCAGUGGCUCCGCGUCCUGCUCACCCUGGCCGAGGACGUGCUGGGGGUCAGCCCGGCAGACGGCCCCGGGCCCGGCCCCGAGGCCCCGGCGGCACAGCUGAACGGCGGCGAGCCGGGCUCCGCCGCGCCCGAGGCGCUCGCCAACAUCAGGCGCACCGUGCGCGUCGUCAAGCAGGAUGUGGGGGGCCUCGGCAUCAGCAUCAAAGGUGGCCGAGAGAAUAAAAUGCCCAUCUUGAUCUCCAAGAUCUUUAAGGGGCUGGCAGCGGACCAGACCGAGGCGCUGUACGUGGGGGAUGCCAUCCUCGCCGUCAAUGGCACCGACCUGUCCGAGGCCACGCACGAUGAGGCCGUGCAGGCCUUGAAGAAGACGGGCAAGGAAGUGAUCUUAGAAGUGAAGUACAUGAAGGAGAUCUCGCCCUACUUCAAGAACUCCUCGGCGGGGGCGACGGUCAGCUGGGACCCCUCUCCUGCUGCCCAGCAGAAGCGAUCAUCCCCACUGCUGCCCUCUCAGGAGCUCCGGGAGAGCCGGAGCGUCCCUCUGAAGAUGUGCUACGUGUCCCGCAAGUGCCUCCCCGCUGACCCGGAGCACAGGUACCUGGAGGUGUGCUCGGCGGACGGGCGCGUUGCCCUCUUCCUGCGGGCCAAGGACGAGGCCACGGCACAGUCGUGGCUCGGCGCCAUCCAGGCCAACGCGGCCGCGCUGCUGCCGCGGGUGAAGGAGGAGCUGCGGGCACAGCUGGCGGGGGCCGGCACGGUGGCCGGACGGGACAUCAAGCACGUGGGCUGGCUGACCGAGCAGCUCCCCAGCGCCGGCACCAGGAACCUCCUGGCCGUGCUCACAGAGAAGGAGCUGCUGCUGUAUGGGAGCCUGCCACAGAGCCGGGACGCCCUGGGCAAGCCCACGCACAGUUAUCCCCUCAUCGCCACCAGGCUGGUGCACUCGGGGCCGGCCAAGGGCUCGGCGCUGUACGAGGCCGAGCGCUCCUUCGCGCUGCGUGCCGGCGGCCGCCUGGGCGUGCAGACCCAUCUCUUCAGCCUGGAGAGCCCCCGAGAGCUCGCCCUGUGGACGCGCCUGCUGGUGGACGGCACCCACGGCGCCGCCGAGCUGGCCCAGGAGGUCUCGGCAGCCUGCACGUGGAAGGGGCAGGACUGCACCCUGACCGUCCACAUCGACAAGGGCUUCACCAUCUCCACCAGCGAGCCCGGGCUCAACAGGACCAUCCUGCUCCAGCAGCCCUUUGAGAAGCUGCAGAUGUCCUCGGAUGAUGGCACCAAGAUGCUCUACCUGGACUUUGGUGGACCGGAGGGAGAGAUCCAAUUGGACCUUCACUCCUGCCCCAAGACCAUCGUCUUCAUCAUCCACUCCUUCCUGUCGGCCAAGGUGACCCGGCUGGGGCUGCUGGCAUGA